Molecule: messenger RNA, 915 nt
Organism: Fusarium keratoplasticum
Lineage: Eukaryota; Fungi; Ascomycota; Sordariomycetes; Hypocreales; Nectriaceae
Product: Methyltransf-11 domain-containing protein
Exons: 2
Coding region: 1-915 (304 amino acids)
Molecular function (GO): S-adenosylmethionine-dependent methyltransferase activity
Source: RefSeq, a predicted model, not a curated record
AUGUCCGUAUUUGGAAGGGCAACUUUCUCUGCUGCAAGAUUCGCCGAAGCCAGGCCCACGUACCCUGCAAGCCUGUUCAAGACAAUUCUGGGGUAUUACAAUCAUGAGGAUCCUCAUGGCACGCUUCUGGACUUGGGUUGUGGCCAUGGAAUUGUUGCUAGGGAGCUGAGCCCCCGCUUUGCCAGAGCCAUCGCCAUUGACCCAAGUGAUGGGAUGAUCCGACUGGCAAUGCAAACCCAUGCCGAGCACACCAAGAUCUCAUUCCGUCAGGGCUACGCCGAGGACUUGUCUUUUCUACCUGCACACUCGGUAGACAUGGCUGCAGCUGGCCAGGCAGCGCAUUGGUUCAACUACCCCCAAGUCUGGCCAGAGUUGUCCAGGGUAGUCAAGCCAGGUGGCUCACUGGCCUUUUGGGGGUACAAGGACAACAUCCUCAUUGGACACCGGCGAGCCAACGAGAUAUUUGAGAAGUUCUGCUACGGCGAAGGAGAAGUGUUGCCCGGCGUGGAGGGGAUGAACCAGUAUUGGGAGCGUCCUGGACGAGACAUCCUCCGCGACCUGCUGGCUGAUGUCAAGCCCCCUGAGUCGGAGUGGGACAAGAUCAAGCGAAUCACCUACAACGUCGACAAAGAUACGACUGAGAUUGCAGGCCCAGAGACGGCCUGGAUGAGAAAGAAGCUCACCCUCGGGCAGUUUGAGGCCUAUGUGCGCACCUUUACCGGGUACCAGGGCUGGAUGGAUGCGCACCUGGACAAGAAGAGCCGUGCCGAAGGUGGUGAGGGAGACAUUGUGGACUUUAUGUUUGAUCAGAUCCUGGAGGCGGAACCUGAGUGGAAGGAGAAGGGUGAUCGCUGGAGAGAUGUCGAGGUUGAAUCUGUCUGGGGCACGUAUAUUCUGCUGGCGACGAGGAAGUGA